Messenger RNA from Cucumis melo (muskmelon), 2547 nucleotides. Its product is annotated as ETHYLENE INSENSITIVE 3-like 3 protein. Gene Ontology annotation, molecular function: DNA binding; DNA-binding transcription factor activity. Lineage: Eukaryota; Viridiplantae; Streptophyta; Magnoliopsida; Cucurbitales; Cucurbitaceae. The record is from RefSeq and is a predicted model, not a curated record. The coding region runs from base 420 to 2231 and encodes 603 amino acids. Gene Ontology annotation, cellular component: nucleus. The transcript is spliced from 2 exons.
AAUUAAAAAUUGAGAAUUUGGGUUUUAAAGUCUUGAGGACGAAAAAAAUUAGGAGUUGGCAACUUAAAGGGUGAGGCUCUUGAUCGUUCAUCACACAUCUGGCUGCCCACGCCCAGCAACAGCAUCAGCAUCUCUCUUUUUCAUUCGUUUCAUUACAAUUCAUUUUUCUUUUCUUUUUUCUUGUAAUUUGUAAAACCCUUUUUCAUUUUUGUUCUUCCUCCUUUGCAUCAUCGCCUAUUUGUCGCCUUCUUUCAAAAAUUCAAAGACCUUUUCACCGCUCCGCUCCGCUCCGCUCCCCUCCCCUCCCCUUGUUUGAUUAAUCCAUUUUUGCUUUCUGGGGUUACGAUUUUUAUGUCUAUUCGUUCAUAAGUUGGCGAUUCAAGUCGAUAUUUGAAGGCAAACAGAUAUUAUCAUCUUAAAUGGAGAAUAUUAUGAUGGUUGAUGAUGCUUUGGGAGACUGUUCGGAUAUGGAAGUUGAUGAUAUAAGGUGUGACAAUAUUGCAGAGAAAGAUGUUAGUGAUGAAGAAAUCGAUGCAGAGGAUUUGGAGAGGCGUAUGUGGAAGGAUAGGAUCAAGCUUAAAAGGAUUAAGGAAAGAGAAAAGAUUGCUGCACAACAAGCUGCGGAGAAGCAGAAACCAAAGCAGACGUCUGACCAGGCUCGAAGGAAGAAGAUGUCUAGAGCUCAAGAUGGGAUUCUUAAAUAUAUGUUGAAACUGAUGGAAGUAUGCAAAGCUCGGGGAUUCGUAUAUGGCAUUAUACCUGAAAAGGGGAAACCAGUUAGUGGUGCUUCUGAUAACAUUCGAGCUUGGUGGAAGGAAAAAGUUAAAUUUGACAAGAAUGGACCGGCUGCUAUAGCCAAGUAUGAAGCAGAAUGUCUUGCCAAAGGAGAGGCAGAUGGAAAUGGAAAUGGUAAUUCCCAGAGCGUUCUUCAAGACCUUCAGGAUGCAACACUUGGGUCUCUUUUGUCUUCUUUGAUGCAACAUUGUGAUCCCCCUCAGCGGAAGUAUCCUUUAGAAAAAGGGGUUCCUCCACCCUGGUGGCCCUCUGGGAAUGAAGAUUGGUGGGUAAAACUUGGGCUAUCCCCGGGCAAUAGUCCUCCUUAUAAGAAGCCACAUGAUUUGAAGAAGAUGUGGAAAGUAGGUGUCUUAACAGCUGUAAUAAAGCAUAUGUCACCCGACAUUGCAAAGAUAAGGAGACAUGUACGGCAGUCAAAGUGCUUACAAGACAAAAUGACAGCAAAAGAGAGUGCAAUUUGGUUGGGAGUUUUAAGCCGAGAGGAAUCUCUAAUCCGACAACCAAGUAGUGAUAAUGGAGCUUCUGGAAUAACGGAGACACCAGUAGGUGGUCGUGGAGAAAAACAAGCUGCAGCAAGUAGUGAAAGUGACUAUGAUGUUGAUCUUGCUGAUGAUGGUGUCGGGUCAGUUUCUUCUAAAGAGGAUAAGAGGACUCGAUCGGUGGAGGUGGAGCCAUCCAGUAAUCUACGCAAUAAUUCUCAACCUGCUGAAGAAAAGGAGCAAGGUGAAAAACAGAGAAAAAGGCAUCGUGGUGGCAGGAUAAAGCCUGCCAACCGAACACUGGCUCCCUCUCAGAACGCAGAAGAACCAAGUGUCGAACCAAGAAAUACUCAGCUCGAUAUUAACCAUUCUAAUGUACCGCUAGAUAGAUUUGAAAUUCCAGGAAACCAACAACAACAGGAUAUUGCCACAGCUUUGAGGCCACUGGAGAAAGACUUGGAUGUCCAGUCAGAAGUACCGGCUCCCCAGUUGUUCAACAUGUUCUCUGCACCAUCGUCCGAUAAUAUCAAUAUAAUUUCCACUCAGAGCAUGUUUGUUGAUGGAAGGCCUUUGUUGUAUCCUGUUAUGCAGAAUUCUGAGAUGCGACACGAAAAUGCUUACAAUAUUUAUAACCCGUCUGUGGAGUAUAGAUCCAAUUUUGAUGUGCAGCAUUCUCAAUUUGUAAAUGAGCCACAAAUGAGAUUGGAGGAAGGAGGAGUACAUAUUCCAACACAACAUAGAAACAAUGAGACGAUAGGAGGAGAAUUCAACUAUGUAAAAGAAACGUUCAAUGCCGAACAAGAUAGGCCUGUUGAUCCACAAUUUGGAUCACCAAUCAACAGUCUAUCAUUAGAUUAUGGGGCAUUUAACAGUCCGUUCCAUCUUGGAAUCGAUGGUGCAAGCUCAUUCGAUGACUUUUUGGUUGACGAUGAUUUGAUCCAAUACUUCGGAGCAUAAGUUUGCUGAUUCUGUACAUUCUGAGCCUUAGAUUGUACCAAAUCCCUCCUUGUAAUGUGCCAGUUUUUCCUGUUGUAAUUUUCUUCUGUCAAAAGAAAUUCUGUUUAAUUGAUGUUUCAUUACUAAUAUAAUUCUAUGUCCAGGGAUUGACUGCAAGAAUGCAGCUCACCGAAAUUCAUGCUUGAUGGGGUUCUUUUCCUCAAUCAGCUGGGAACCUUCCUCUUUGUUCUUCUCUAACAUUGUCAAGAUUGUAGGUUAUAUGAAACUUGAUGCAAUGGACAUUUUCAUUGAGAAAAGGCGUCAAAAUUUAUUUGAA